This is a messenger RNA of Endocarpon pusillum Z07020, 2187 nucleotides long. RefSeq lists its product as uncharacterized. Gene Ontology annotation, molecular function: structural constituent of ribosome. The record is from RefSeq and is a predicted model, not a curated record. Gene Ontology annotation, cellular component: ribosome. The transcript is spliced from 8 exons. Gene Ontology annotation, biological process: translation. NCBI's taxonomy places the organism in Eukaryota, Fungi, Ascomycota, Eurotiomycetes, Verrucariales, Verrucariaceae. Bases 1 to 2187 code for a protein of 728 amino acids.
AUGGUGAAAAAGCGGGCGUCUAAUGGACGAAACAAGAAAGGCCGAGGCCAUGUCAAGCCAAUUCGCUGUUCCAAUUGUUCGAGAUGUACACCCAAGGACAAGGCAAUCAAGCGAUUCACAAUUCGAAACAUGGUCGAGUCCGCCGCAAUUCGUGACAUCUCCGAUGCAUCGGUCUUUCAGGAUUAUGCGGUUCCCAAGAUGUACUUGAAGUUGCAGUACUGUGUUUCAUGCGCUAUUCACGGCAAAAUAGUCAGGGUACGAUCACGAGAAGGACGCCGUAAUCGAGCACCUCCACCACGAAUCAGGUACAAUAAGGACGGAAAGAAGGUGAACCCAACACAAGCAGCCAAGCGCCGUGACGCGGUGCUGGACUUCGAAAUCUCCGCCUCGGCCAAUUGGAUCUUCAUCGUUGGAAACCGUAUCCAUGCUGGUGCAGGAGAGGGCGAAGAAAGCUGGACUCGGAAAAGCCACCAGGAUUCUGGGAAGGAAGCUAAGGCAAUGAGCUUGGAGCGAUGGUCAUGCUGGGAGCAACGCAUAAAGAAGCUGGUUGAGCAGUUGAAGGCUACACGGGAUGCAGCAAAGGUUGAUCUUGGGUACGAGACACAUCGAGCCAUUUCCUACAAUUCCACCACACAAAUAUACAACUUCACCAACAUCCGCUACGCACAACCACCUCUAGGCGGACUUCGCUUCGCUGCUCCAGUGCCACCAGUUGGUCGCAAUCCUGUUGUUCAAAAUGGAAGUAUUGGAGCUGUUUGUCCUCAGGCUGCCCCAGCAUGGAGUCCAGUUGGUGCCGCCUUUACUGCCGCAUAUUUGACUGGACGACCGUUCAACUUCAGUGCAGUAGUGGCCGCGCUCCAGGCCAGCAAUACCUCCGCGCCCGCCCCUGAUCCUCGUACAAGCGAGGACUGCCUCUUUCUGGAUGUCAUUGUCCCCAAACCCGUUUUCGACGCUGGACAACGUUAUCACAACCGGGGAGGUAGAAGACAAGGAGCUGCAGUGCUGGUUUGGAUCUAUGGUGGUGGCUACGUAUUGGGCGAAAAAGGUGGAGAGUAUGACCCGACCGGCUUGAUCGAAGCCAGUAAAGUGGAUGGCUCAGAAGGAAUUAUCUUCGUAGCGAUGAAUUAUCGACUUGGUGCCUUUGGUUGGCUCUCGGGGCCAACUCUGCAGUCAAACGGUACCGCCAAUGCUGGUCUCUAUGAUCAGCGACUUGCCAUUGAGUGGAUUCGUCAGAACAUCCAUCUUUUUGGGGGCGAUCCUCAACGAAUUACUGUAAUGGGUGAAUCGGCUGGGGGAGGAUCUAUCAUGCACCAGAUCACUGCAUAUGGUGGAACCGUCCCCGCUCCGUUCCAACAAGCUAUUCCACAAUCCCCUGGCUUCCCUCCAGUACCAUCGAACUUCGCCCAAGAACAGAUUUUCCGGGAAUUCUUGGACAUCCUCGGUGUCGCAACCAUCGAAGAAGCCCGAGGUCUACCUUCAAGUACUUUGAUCGCCGCGAAUGCCGCCCAGAUUGGCUUACGAUCCAGGUAUGGGACAUACACAUACGGACCUGUUGUGGAUGGAUCAUUCGUUCCUGGCCUUCCUGGGGAGUUACUCUUGCAAGGGGCUUUCGACAAAAAUAUCAAGGUGAUGGCGGGCCACAAUUCGAAUGAGGGUGUCUCCUUCACAGACCCUCGCGUCACUGACGACACAGCUUUGGCAACAUUGAUCCGUGAUAACUUCCCUGGUAUACAAGAUUCGGUAGUGGACUAUAUUGUCAAUUCGCUCUACCCAGCCAGGUAUGACGGCUCUCAACCAUAUAGAAAUGGGCUUGACCGCACAAUUCUCAUCCUCUCGGAACUGAUCUUUACAUGCAACACGGUCUAUUUGGCAAAGGCUUAUGGCAAUAACACGUACAACUAUCAGUUCUCUGUACCGCCCGGUAUCCACGGUUUCGAUGUGCCGCACACCUUCUACGGUGGCUUCCCAUCAGGUCCGACCAUUAACACAACUGUUGCAUUGGCUCUGCAGGAAUACUUGACCAGCUUCGCGCAAAACGGCGUUCCCAGGGGAGAAGGAUUCCCAAACUUUCCGUUGUAUGGUUCUUCGUCAAAUGAGUUACAGCUAAACGUUUCCGGUAUCAGGACCAUGAUGGACUCAACCAACAACCCGAGGUGUGCGUACUGGCAGAAGGCGUUGUAUUAUUAG